GUAGGGGAAAAAAAAGUGGUAGUAAAAUACACUCCCGCCGGACAUUUUCCCGCCAUCAAAAUCUCCGAAGCCUUCUUCGAUGUUGAAAACCUAAAUAGUGUUUGGUUGGAGCGUUUCUUCUUAAUUCCCACCAUUGCUUUGCUCAACUUCACCAUCCCCAGUUUGCUCUUCAGUGCUGCUUUGCUCAUCUUCAGGUUUCCAGCAAUAUCAAGCUCUAACUCCUUAUUUCAAUGGGUUUGUACUGGGGAUUUUGAAGUAAAUGAGUCAACAAUCAUGCCUCUAAAUUCCUGAUCUCAUCUAGAGUUUUCUUAUAUACUUGGACAAACAUGACGGAGUUAAGCUGGAAGCAUCAUGCCAUAAUUCAAGCUCUAUUGUCACGUGGGCCGUUGAAGGAAAAGGACUUCUACUCAAUGUUCAAUGACCUCACAGGGAAAAACCCAGUACAGGCACUGAUCAACGUAAACUCCAAGAGUAUCUUCUGAAGAUAAACAAAGAACUUUCUUCUGUUCAUUUAGAGCUGCGGCGCUGCAUGAAUCAAUAUGAUGGUCAAGUUUAUUAUGGAGUGGUCAAUACUGUUUCAGAUGAACAGUCCAAAUUGGGCACAAAAUACACAGUUCCACAAAUUGCUUUUUAUAAGGCCAUUAUUGAAGCGAUAGUACAAGAUGCUACAGCUCAAGGUGUUGUCUCCAACAUUGAUGCUCUGAAUUUUAAAUUGGAGAGUCAGGUUAUAGUUGCAUCACAAUCUCAAGGAGGCCAGCAUCAAGUCCCACCUGCAUUGAAGUAUUUCUCAAUUUCUCAGAAGGAAAAAACUCUUGAUGAACUUGUGAGGGACCAGUGGCUUAAUUUGACAGCAGAUGGUAACAUUUCACUUGGUGUGAAAUCAUUUCUUGAUCUCCGUAGUUGGUUUCGAAAUAACGAAGUUCCAUCAUGUCAUGUUUGCAAUGAAGCUGGGGUGAAGGCAGAGUUAUGCAAAAAUGAAGCUUGUACAGUUCGAAUUCAUCACUACUGCCUGAAGCAGCUUUUCGCUCGAAAACAGUCAGAGAAAGUUUGCCCAAGCUGUGGCAAACACUGGCCAUAUACAGUACCUAAGGAAGAAGCUAUCCAGAUUGAAGACAACAACGAACCUAGAGCGAGCCAAGUGGCUACUGGUUCUAGAGGAAAAAAGCGUAGAAAUGAUAGGACUCUUGAGGAAGAUGAUGUUGCAAGCAGCAAUGUGGAUGAGCAAAAUGAAGCAACAGGAAGCCAGCAUGGUUCAGGGCUUGCACGAAAGAGGCGUAAAAGCAAUAGAACCAAUGAUGCAGAUAUGGUUGGAUCAGGUGUGUCUCAAUCUUCAUCAUCUACUUCUGACUUCAGAAGAGUAACUCGAAGGUCUGCUCGUUUAAUGUAAAUACUGGCACCUUUCUCUGAACUGUAUAUUUUGUUGCUGACAUCUGCAUAUUCUGAUUUUUAAACUUUGCUGUGUCAUGGAGAUGUUCCCUUAAUUAAGUUACGGUGAAUAUUUGAAAAUCCAGAAUAUGCUCAUCACAUGUUAGAACAGUCCUUUGAAAAUUUAUUUACCUUCUAGCUAUCAA
Prosopis cineraria is the source of this 1571-nucleotide messenger RNA. RefSeq lists its product as uncharacterized. The transcript is spliced from 7 exons. Bases 530 to 1387 code for a protein of 285 amino acids. Gene Ontology annotation, biological process: double-strand break repair via homologous recombination; DNA damage tolerance. Gene Ontology annotation, molecular function: ubiquitin-protein transferase activity. Lineage: Eukaryota; Viridiplantae; Streptophyta; Magnoliopsida; Fabales; Fabaceae. The record is from RefSeq and is a predicted model, not a curated record. Gene Ontology annotation, cellular component: nucleus; Smc5-Smc6 complex.